AUGCUGCAGGGACACAGAUCAUCCGGAGAUGAUGAUCGAAAUGGCUUCCUCGAAUAUGAUGAAUUCAACGCAGUGGCCGAUCGCAUCGCCCAUCCAAAUCCGUACCAGCUGUGGCAGCAGCUGGACAGCGACCGGACAGGCUACGUCAGCCUGCGAGACAUCAGCGAGGACGAUGCUCAGCUCUGGUUUGAGUUUCGAACUUUCUGUGGUGCAAACUUCAAGAGCGCGAAGGACAUGAUGGUGCAAAUUCUGGGCAUCAACAGCGAAGAGGAGCGGAAGGAGCAAAAGCAGAUUUCGCGGAGCCACUGA
This is a messenger RNA of Symbiodinium sp. CCMP2592, 309 nucleotides long. The record is from the annotation of a GenBank genome assembly. NCBI's taxonomy places the organism in Eukaryota, Dinophyceae, Suessiales, Symbiodiniaceae.